AAGAAAUCCACAGACAUUUGAAUUGUUCCCCUCCAGAGAUGUGAUAAUGGAUCAUCAUGUUUCCACCAUCAAACCUCGAAGAAUCCAGAACCAAAAUGUCAUUCACCGCUUGGAACAGCGACGAAUCAGCUCAGGCAAGGCAGGUACCCACUGGCAUCAGGUCCGAGUAUUCCACCAGAAUGUCUUCCCCAACUUCACAGUCGUCAAUGUUGAAAAGCCUCCUUGUUUCUUGCGUAAAUUCUCGCCUGAUGGGCGCUACUUUAUUGCUUUCUCUUCAGACCAGACCUCUCUUGAAAUCUAUGAAUACCAGGGCUGCCAGGCAGCUGAGGACUUACUGCAGGGCUAUGAGGGGGAGAUCCUGUCCAAUGGCAAUGACCAGCGGUCAGUCAACAUCCGCGGCCGGCUCUUUGAACGCUUUUUUGUCCUGCUGCAUAUUACCAACGUAGCUGCCAACGGGGAGCACCUGAACCGGGAGUGUAGCCUCUUCACCGACGACUGCCGGUGUGUUAUCGUGGGCUCAGCUGCCUACCUCCCGGAUGAGCCGCACCCGCCUUUUUACGAGGUGUAUCGGAACAGUGAAUCUGUGACCCCCAACCCACGGUCCCCUCUGGAGGACUAUUCCCUUCACAUCAUUGACCUUCACACUGGCCGCUUAUGUGAUACCCGCACCUUCAAGUGUGAUAAAGUGGUCCUGUCGCACAACCAAGGGCUGUACUUGUACAAAAACAUCCUGGCCAUCUUGUCGGUGCAGCAGCAGACGAUCCACGUCUUCCAGGUGACCCCUGAAGGCACUUUCAUUGAUGUGAGGACCAUCGGCCGCUUCUGCUAUGAGGAUGACCUCCUCACCGUGUCAGCCGUUUGCCCGGAGGUGCAGCGGGACAGUCAGACGGGCAUGGCCAACCCUUUCAGAGACCCCUUCAUCAACUCCCUGAAACACCGACUGCUCGUGUACUUGUGGCGCCGGGCAGAGCAGGAUGGUAGUGCGAUGGCCAAGAGGCGCUUCUUCCAGUAUUUUGACCAGCUGCGGCAGCUGCGCAUGUGGAAAAUGCAGCUUCUGGACGAAAACCAUCUGUUUAUCAAGUACACCAGUGAGGACGUGGUAACCCUGCGGGUCACAGAUCCAUCACAGGCAUCUUUCUUUGUGGUAUACAAUAUGGUGACAACAGAGGUGAUUGCCGUGUUUGAGAAUACAUCAGAUGAGCUUCUAGAACUCUUUGAGAACUUCUGUGACCUCUUCCGUAACGCUACCCUACACAGUGAAGUCCAGUUUCCCUGCUCAGCUUCCAGCAACAAUUUUGCAAGGCAGAUCCAGCGCCGGUUUAAAGACACUAUUGUAAAUGCCAAGUACGGAGGGCACACAGAGGCAGUGCGCCGGCUGCUGGGCCAGCUCCCCAUCAGUGCCCAGUCUUACAGCGGUAGCCCCUACCUUGAUUUGUCUCUCUUCAGCUACGAUGACAAGUGGGUGUCUGUCAUGGAGCGACCCAAGACUUGUGGAGAUCACCCUAUCAGCCUCUCCACCAGGAGUCGAUCCCAUCUCAAGAAACCACCUUCUUUGCUCUUCCACGAGAAGCAGCUCCUCAUCCGUUCAAGUUUGAUCAUGAGAUCACAGCAGUUUAGUCCCAUCUUCAGGCUCCAUGUCUAUUCCUAGUUCUCUUGCUGUUUCCACCACAUCUGCAGUGACUUCCUCCACGGACGUCAUGAACCCCUCAAAGUCAUCCACGAGGGUUGGAAUCAACUUCUUCCAAACUCCUGUUAAUGUUGAUAUACUGAUAUUUUGACCUCUUUCUGUAAAUCACGAAUGUUCUUUUUUUUUUUUAUUUUUAUUUUUAUUUUUAUUUUUUUUAAAGAUUUUAUUUAUUUAUUCAUGAGAGACAGAGAGAGAGCGGCAGAGGGAGAAGCAGGCUCCCAAGGAGCAGGGAGCCCGAUGUGGGACUCGAUCCCAGGACCCUGGGAUCAUGACCUGAGCUGAAGGCAGACGCUUAACCAUCUGAGCCACCCAGGUGUCCCAAUCACGAAUGUUCUUAAUGGCAUCCAGAAUGGUGAAUCCUUUCCAGAAGGUUUUCAAUUUACUCUGCCAGAUCCAGCAGAGGAAUUACUAUGUAUGGCAGCUAUAGUCUUACAAAAUGUAUUUCUUAAAUAAUAAGACUUGAAAUUACUUCUAGAUCCAUAGGCUGCAGAAUGAAUGUUGUAUCAGCAGGUGUGCAAAGAACAUCUGUCUCAUGCAUCUCCGUCAGCUCUUGGGGGACCAGGUGCAUUGUCAAUGAGCAGUAAUAUCUUGACAGGAAUCUUCUGAGCAGUAGGCCUCAACAGUGAGCUUGAAAUAUUUAGUAUGCCAUAUUGUGAACAUAUGUACUGUCCGGGCUUUGUUGUUCCGUUGAUGGAGCACAGGCAGAGUGGCUUUAGCCUAAUUCUUCGGGUCCCUAGGAUUUUCAGAAUGGCACAUGAGCGCAAGCUUCAGCUUAAAGUCAGCAUCUGCAUUAGCCCCUAACGGUAGAGUCAGCCCGUCCUUUGAAGCUUUGUAGCCAGGCCCCGACCUCCCCUCUCUGGCUGUGAAAGUCCUAGAUGGCAUCGUCUUCUGAUAGAAGGCUGUUUGGUCCACACUGAAAAUCCGUUGUGUAGUGGAAGCACCUUCAUGAAUGAUCUCCGCCAGAUCUUCUGGAGACCUCGCUGCGGCUUCACCUCGCAGUUUGGAGUUACAGAGACGGCGUCUUUCCUUAAACCUCAUGAACCAACUCCGCUAGCUUCAGACUUGUCUUCUGCAGCCUCGUGCCCUCUCUCCGCCUUCACAGAAUUGAAGAGAGUGAGGCCUCGCUCCGGAUUAGGCUUUGGCUUAAGGGGAUGUUGUGGCUGUUGGCGCUUCUGUCCAGACCGCUAAGUCUUUGUCCAUAUCAGCAGUAAGGCUGUUUCACUUGGUUAUCAUUCAUGCGCUCGCUGGCGUGGCACUUCUCAUGUCCUUCCAGAACUCUUCCUUUGCAUUCACAACUUGUCUGUUUGGGGCAGGCGGCCUGGCUUUCGGCUUAUCUAGACUUUCAACACACCUUGCUCUCACUGAGCCUACUCAUUUCUAGCUUUUUUGAAAGUGAGAGAUGUGUGACUCUUCCUUUCACUUGGACACUUAGAGGCUAUCGUCGGGUUGUUGAUUGGCCUACUUUCAAGUAGGGAUCAGGGAGGCCCGAGGAGAGGGAGAGAGAGGGGUGAACAGCUGGUGGACGGAGCAGUCCGAACACACACAAAACCAUUACAUAACAUCAAAGAUCACGGGUCACAGAUGGCCCUAAUAUAAUAAUGAAAAACUGAAAUACUGCACGAAUUACCAAAUGUGAUACAGAGGCUCAAAGUGAGUAAAUGCUAUUAGAACAAUAAACUUGCUAGACGUGGGGUUUGCCCUGUGAAACCGCGGUGUCUGAGGAAUACAAUAAUAUGAGGUAUGCCUGCGCCUUUCUCCCAGUCUUAAAGAGAGAGGUGCCCUGGUGUCGCUCUGGCUCACCCAUUGCGCCUUCAGUGAAGCUGCCAGGUAACCAGUCUGAGCGCGGAGCAGGGAAGAAGGAGCCACGGAGUGGAUGGCCGUGUUGGGGGAGCCCGCGGCUUCUCUGUGUCUUGUUUUACUGACUCUGAUGAUGAAGGCCUGGCUGCCACCAGAAGCGGGGUUCCUGGGCCCUGUGCUGCACGUGCUGUUCGUCUUCCUCAGACUAGAGAUGUCCUGAUCGUCAGCUACUGUUUCUCUUCCAAACUUAGUAAUUAACUUCCCAGGGUUAGGAGAGGAGACAGUCACUUAGCUUCAAUUAAUUGUUGAAAGAGCAGAGAGGGGUCUAUGUUUCUACUAAAAGGAAAAAAAAAGGGAGGGAUUGGAAAUAUUCUGAGUGGGGGAACGCAGAAGGAAAAUAAAGGUGAUUUCCAAACUCAGUUUCUUCUCUCUUGUCUUUAAAGGUUUUUUUGGGGGGGGGGCGGUGUUAGGAGGUUUUAAAUCUGUCCUUAAGGAAGGAUGUAUUACUCAGAAUAAGUUGCCUCUAGAUUGUUUUCCAAAGUCAGUUGUUAAAAAAAAUUUUUAAAUGUCAAUCUGGUUAAAUUUUUUUUUUAAGAAUAAAGCUUAUCUGAAAAGUGAUUGUCAACUCAGGGUAGGUUACAGAUAAAAUCGAGGUAGUGGGCAUGUUAGAAUCUUGAGGGAAGUUUCUUUGAAAAAAGUUGAUAUUUUUAUUGGGAGAAUGAAAAAAAUGUUAAGUUUUCAUAUUACAGAUUGCAGAGAGUUAAAAAAAUCUCUGAUGAGGCUAUGCAGAAGAAAAGGAUUCAUAAUUGAGACACAUCUCCUCAAAAUCUUGGAGGGACAUGAGAUUGUCCUGGUUGUCAAAUAGGGGGAUGAGUUUUAGAAGGUUGAAAAGUGUUGUGUUAGGAAAAUAGUGAUUUUUUGGAAAGGCAGAGUGGAAAGAGCUGGAGUGGAACUCAGGUACAUUUCUGUGGGUCUUGCAAAGAGUGGGUUCCGGGAAGGGCAGGCAGAAUGCCAAGGUCAGAGAAAGACGGGAGACCCUCACAAAGUGGACCGGUGAUUACCCAGGUGCUCUUGGCUUCCUGAUUUCGGUUUAUAAUUGUGCAGUGAGUAAGCCCCUUUUCAGAAGUGGGGGAAAGGGGCAUCUGGGUGGCUCAGUUGGUUAAGCAGCUGCCUUCAGCUCAGGUCAUGAUCCCAGGGUCCUGGGAUCGAGCCCCGCAUCGGGCUCCCUGCUCAGCGGAGAGCUUGCUUCUCCCUCUCCCUCUGCCUGCCACUCUGCCUACUUGUCCUGUCUCUCUGUCAAAUAAAUAAAUAAAAAAUAUCUUAAAAAAAAAAAAAAAGAAGUGGGGGAAAAAAGCCAAUGAAGUUGAAUACAUACAAAUGGAAACUUAUGGGUCUGCCUUCAGCUCAGGUCAUGAUCUCAGGGUUCUGGGAUCGAGCCCCACAUCAGGCUCCCUGCUCAGUGGGGAGCCUGCUUCUCCCUCUCCCUCUGUGUUCUCUCUCUCUCUCUCUCAAAUAAAUACAUAAAUAAAUCUUUAAAAAAAGCAAAAAACAAAUGGAAACUUAUUCAUAACAAAAAUUAUCAAAAAUCAAAUGACAAAUGACGAGACAUUUAUCAAAGGAUUGAUUUCCUUAGUCUAAAACAUUUUAAAAAUAUAUAAUGAAAAGAUGAACAAUCCCAAGCGAAAAAUGGGCAAAGAGUCUUAUUAGCAGGGUGUUCACAGAAACAAUAAAUACACAUGAUCCAGAGCUAUAUGAAAAUGUUUGUGAUACUUAUUUUUCACCCAUCAGAUUAGCAAAGGUUAAAUGUUUGAUGACCCCAUAUCAUCAAGAAUGUAGUGUGCUCUCCCCACACUGUUGGUGGGGGAGUAAGCUGACUCAGACUUCCUGAAGGACAAAAGAGCAGUGUCUUUAUAAAGGCUCAUUUUUAAAACCCAGUUAAAUUCUAUGUAUUAAGCAUACGUGAGCAAGACUAUGUGCAAGGCUAUUUCACUGCAGCUUUUUCAUUAUGAGAAAGCAGAAACUACUAACUGCGCAUCCAUAGAGGACAGACAAAAUAAAUGAUAAGAUGUCCAUAAGAUCGGAUCUGAUACAGCUGUUAAAAAUAACGGGGCAGGUCCAUACAUACUGAUUUGGAAAGCUCUGUGAGCCAUUACUAGUAAUUGAGCAGCUGUGUUUAGUGUGAUGCCAUUUUUUGUAAAAGUAAAAAAAAAAAAAAAAAAAAACCUAAAAUAUGUACUGAAAUUGAAGUCAGUAUAGAUAGAAAUAUACACAUGCUCAUCGAGUCGUAGACGACUUUGGAAAGCAAUACUGAAGAUGCUGUUAACAGUAGUUACCUCUGGAGAGCAGACCUGGGAGCAAGGGAAGGUGGGCAUUUACUUUUUAGCUUAUUUCCUUUAUCUUUGUAAUUCUUUAACGUCAGCAUGUAUUACUUAACAUUUUUAAUGAGUUUUUUUUUCAAUUUUUUUAGAAAUUUUAUUUUAUUAUGUUAUGUUAGUCACCAUACAUUACAUCAUUGGUUUUUGAUGUAGUGGUCCAUGAUUCAUUGUUUGCGUAUAACACCAGUGCUCCAUGCAGUACGUGCCCUCUGCUAUAAAGCACAAACCAUAAAAUGUACCAGCGUAUCUCUUCGCGUACAGUUCAGUAUUGUUAAAUAUAUUCCCAUUGCUGUGCGGCCAAUCUCUGCAGCUUUGUCAUCUUGCAGAUCUGAAACUCUAUACCCAUUAAACAGUAAUGCCCCAUUUCCCCCUCACCUGGCCCCUGGCAACCGCCACUGUGCUUUCUAUGAGUUUGACUACUUUAGUGACAUCAUGUAAGUGGGAUCAUACAGUAUUUGUCCAUUUCGGGGUCUUUUUGUGACUGGCUGAUUUCACUUAGCAUAAUGUCCUCAAGGUUUGUCCGUGUUGUAUCUGUGUCAGAAUUUCCGUCAUUUUCAAGGCUGAAUAAUAUUCCAUUAUAUGGUAUACCACACUUUGUUUAUCCAUUCAUCCAUCAGUGGACACUUGGCCUGCUUCUGCCUCUCGGCUAUCACGAAUAGUGCUUCUGUGACCAUGAGUAUGCAAAUAUAUCUUGGAGAUCCUGCUUUCAGUUCUCUUGGAUAUAGACCCAGAAGUGGGAUUUAAUGGGUUUUUUAAAAAAGUAGUUAGCCAAUGAAUUGCCCUGGAGCAGCCGAGGUGGUGUUAGGUGCGCACCCAGUGGGCUAGUUGAGCUGCAGCAUCUGACGCCGGGGUUUUGUUUACUAGCCCCCGGGGGCUGAGCAAUUUUCAUUCCUGCCCCACGAGCCUCUCCUUUGUACAGACAGGAGGGGCCUUCGCAGGCUUGUGCACCCGCUGCUCCCUGCUUGCUCCUGCCUGCAUUAAUUCAGCGCAUUUCUGUGGCUCCCCGAAGGAGGAGAUGCUGCAGCAGCAUUUAAUUAGCGGCCAGGAACAUGCUUUCCCAAGGACGUGACUUAUUUCGCAGCCAGCUGUUGCCAGUGGCUUCCUAGCAACAGGCAGCCCUCACAUCUGAUUGCUUCUCUCCAGACAAGGGGGUGGCCAGUCCACCUGCUGUCACAGCCUAGCAUGGGAGCGCGGGCAAGGGGUCCCUGGGUUGAGGGCUAAUUCCCUAAAAGAAGUAAGUGAUCUGAACCUGGUAUUCCUGCAAAGCCAGAUGUGGUGCCUAAACCUCUUGACGCUUGAACUACCCAUCCCACCCCUCCUUCAAGUUCAUGAUUAGAGCAGACAGAAAGAACCUCACUAGUUAUAACACAGAGUAACAUGGUCUAGAGAGGUCCGCUGGGAUUGUGAAGUGCAGUGGAGAGACUUUGGGGAAGAGAGCAUGAUCUCCCCCAUAGGAGGCAGAGUCUGCCUGUCAGAAUGGACUUGGGGGUGCCCUGGGAGCACCCCGUCUUGGACAAGGGGAAAAGGAAAGCCUCAUCCCUGGGUUUCCUGAGGCUCUGGAAAGAGGGCGUGGGGAGGUAGAUGUCAGUGGCAUCCACCACCCUGAACCUGAACUUGCCAUUCCUCGCGGCGUCUAAGAGAUGGCGGCUCAGGGGCCUGACUUCAGGCCCCGAUUCCUCCCAGAUGCUUCUUCCGUAGAGGCUGCAACUGGAUGUUGUGAGGCAAAGUGCUGCUCAAUGACACGCUUUAUUUGGCACAUGUGGUGAUUUUACAAUUUUGAGGAUUUGUAAAAUAUCCUGCUUUUUCAUGCCGCCAUCAGGAGACCCACAGCCCCGUGGUUAGGGCCCCUCUAGACUAGCUUGUGUAACCCCACUUCACGCCUGUUGCACGCCCAUCUGCAGCCACAGGGGU
Mirounga angustirostris (Northern elephant seal) is the source of this 7770-nucleotide messenger RNA. It is a transcript of the gene DET1, whose product is annotated as DET1 partner of COP1 E3 ubiquitin ligase. Gene Ontology annotation, biological process: positive regulation of proteasomal ubiquitin-dependent protein catabolic process; protein ubiquitination. The transcript has 5 exons. Bases 47 to 1648 code for a protein of 533 amino acids. Gene Ontology annotation, molecular function: ubiquitin-like ligase-substrate adaptor activity; ubiquitin protein ligase binding. Lineage: Eukaryota; Metazoa; Chordata; Mammalia; Carnivora; Phocidae. The record is from RefSeq and is a predicted model, not a curated record. Gene Ontology annotation, cellular component: nucleus; cullin-RING ubiquitin ligase complex.